AUUUAACAAGUUUGAAGCAAUUCACCGCCUGAAACUCUAAUAAGUUUGGUACCCAUCAAAUGAAAAGAUGAAAAAUGCCAAAACUACCCAGAAUCAGACCCUCCAAUUUCUCAUCAACCCAUAACAAUCAAAACCCUUUGUUCCCAUCAAACCAGACUUUCCCGCCAACACCGCAAGAAUUUGAUUAUCUCUCUUACCUAUCAACUGCCACCUCAUUGUCUUCAACUCUUCAACACUACAUCAAUUCAGAUACCCCAGUUUAUGGCCGAAAGAUCCACACUUAUAUAAUUAAAUCUGGGUUUAGACCCAAUACCAAUAUCUCCAUCAAGCUAUUAAUUUUGUACUUAAAAUGCGGAGUUCUAGAUUACGCAAGUCAACUGUUUGAUGAAUUGCCUCAACAAACUUUAUCAGCGUAUAAUUAUAUGAUUGGUGGGUACAUAAAACAUGGGAAGAUUCAAGAAUCGUUUGGUUUAGUGCGGAGUUUGUUUUCUUCUGGUGAAAGGCCGGAUGGAUAUACGCUUUCCAUGCUUCUAAAGGCGUCCACUUGUUGCGGCAGUAAUGUGCUGUUGCCCCGUAGUUUAGGGAGAAUGGUGCAUGCCCAGAUAGUGAAAUGUGAUAUUGCAGCUGACGAUGUGCUUUAUACGGCACUUGUUGACUCGUAUGUGAAGAAUGGGAAGGUUGGUUACGCAAGGACUGUGUUUGAUAUGUUGUUAGAGAAAGAUGUUAUUUGUUCUACAUCGAUGAUUUCGGGGUAUAUGAAUCAAGGGUUUGUAGAAAAAGCUGAAGAGGUUUUUAGUAAAACUGUGGAAAAAGAUAUUGUUGUCUACAAUGCUAUGAUCGAAGGUUAUAGCAAAUCGAUUGAUACUGCUAAGAAAGCACUUAAGUUUUACGUUGAUAUGCAAAGGUUUGGUUUUCAGCCAAAUAUUUCAACUUUUGCUAGUGAAAUUGGGGCUUGCUCCGUAUUGACUGAGUUCGAAUUUGGUCAACAGGUUCAAAGUCAACUUAUGAAGACUGAGUUCUUUGAGCAUGUAAAAAUGGGUAGUGCUCUUGUUGAUAUGUAUGCAAAAUGUGGAAGAAGUGAGGAUGCACGGAGAAUUUUCGAUCACAUGCCGGAAAAGAAUGUUUUUACAUGGACUUCUAUGAUUGAUGGUUAUGGGAAGAAUGGGAACCCCAAUGAAGCACUGGAACUUUUUUGUAGGAUGCAAGAAUGUUCUGUGGAACCUAAUUAUGUCACCUUCCUUGGUGCUCUCUCAGCCUGUGGACAUGCCGGCUUAGUCGCCAAAGGUCGAGAGAUCUUUGAGAGCAUGGAGAGAGAUUAUUCAAUGAAACCAAAGAUGGAGCAUUAUGCUUGCAUAGUCGAUCUCUUGGGACGCGCAGGGAGUCUGGAACUGGCAUUGGAGAUUGUACUUAAAAUGCCCGAGAAACCUAAUUCUGAUGUUUGGGUAGCUCUGCUUAGUUCAUGUAGGCUGCAUGGUGACAUCGAGAUGGCAAAGAUAGCUGCCAAUGAAAUCUUUAAAUUAAAUGCUAAUGACAGGCCAGGGGCAUAUGUUGCACUAUCCAAUACUUUUGCAGCUGCUGGGAAAUGGGAUAGUGUAACUGAACUUAGGGAGGUGAUGAAGUUAAGAGGUAUACUGAAAGACACUGCCUGCAGUUGGGUUGGGUCUGAGAGUGGUUAGUGAUUCUAUUUUAUUGACAGUAGUCAUACUGUCUACCUCAGAACCCAAUUCCAUGAGUCAGGCACUGUCUCAAUUUUGUUUGUUUUUAUAUUUAUUGAUUGCAUGUGAAACAUUAUAGCCUGAGAUGGAGUGUACUUAUUAAAACCAUAAAUU
Molecule: messenger RNA, 1829 nt
Organism: Pistacia vera
Lineage: Eukaryota; Viridiplantae; Streptophyta; Magnoliopsida; Sapindales; Anacardiaceae
Product: pentatricopeptide repeat-containing protein At1g28690, mitochondrial
Exons: 1
Coding region: 75-1676 (533 amino acids)
Biological process (GO): RNA modification
Molecular function (GO): RNA binding; protein binding
Source: RefSeq, a predicted model, not a curated record